Cetraspora pellucida is the source of this 303-nucleotide messenger RNA. The record is from the annotation of a GenBank genome assembly. NCBI's taxonomy places the organism in Eukaryota, Fungi, Glomeromycota, Glomeromycetes, Diversisporales, Gigasporaceae.
AUGAUUAAUGGCGCAUCAAAAAGAUUGUUAUAUAAUGGAUUUCAUCGAAAUCAUAAAUAUUCUUUUUGGCAAUUUGGAAAUAAUGAAAAUUUGCAGAAUACUGGUUUGUCUUCUAAUAAUGUAAUGCUAGAGAAAAUAUUGAUUGAAACAAGUGAAUUUGAUGAAGAUAAUAAUAUAGAAUUGUCGCUAGAAGAAUUUACCAAAGAAAUUGAAAAACAUAACUAUUUUCUUCGGCAUAUACAAGAAGAGUAUAAGGCAGGUAAUUUUCAGCAUGUGAAGGCUUUACUUAAAAGUUCAAAAUAG